AUGUCACCACAAUACCAAUCUACUUCAUCGUCAUUUGAAGAUUCAAAUUCAAAACACUCCAAGAGUGAAACAAAACAAGACCAACAGCAACAACAAAGCAAAACCACAUUGCCUACGAGCCCUUCAUCGUUAAACCAAAGUCUCAAACCACCAAUGUUCACUUUCGAAGGGGAUGAAUUAUUAAAAGAAGGAGGAGAAUUAGCAACAGCAGCAGCAGCAGUAGAAGAAGAAGCAGAAGAAGAAGAGGGAGAUCACCCAUACCAAUACGAUGUUGAACCACCAGCAAUUUUUGAACGUUCAGUUCAAGAUUGCUGUUCACCUCAUAGAACAAACUCCAUCAUAUCACUCACAAACACCUUGAACAACUAUACCCCUUCCUCAUCAUCAGCCUCAAACAACAACAAUAACAAUAGUGUUAAUGCUAACAGCAGCACCACUAGUAUCACAAACUUAACCAACAGCUUCCACAGUACUGCUUCAGGAAGCAGAAGAAAAUCAUUCAUCAAAAGACCUAGAUCAUCAACUACAAAUUCCUUCAAUAAUCGUCUUGAAGAUUCAUUUACCCCCUUAAACUCACUAAUCACUUCUUUUGACUCCAACAACAACAACGAUGCCGCCACCACGUUACCUUUAUCCCCCAAUAGUCCACCCAAAUUGAAACAUACUCAAUCACAAUUGAAUUGUUGUUCGUAUGCCGAGUUGAUUUGUGAUGAAUCCUGGUCGACUCAUUCACAUGGGGGAUCAUUUAGCGGUGCUAGCGGUGCAAGUGGUCUUGGUGGUGCGAGAAGACUUCAACAGCCACCUAUUAGAUCAACUCAGUCUUCGGGAGUUGUCCCCACUUUAAGAUCACCAAAAUGGAAAAAGUAG
Messenger RNA from Lodderomyces orthopsilosis Co 90-125, 867 nucleotides. RefSeq lists its product as uncharacterized. Bases 1 to 867 code for a protein of 288 amino acids. NCBI's taxonomy places the organism in Eukaryota, Fungi, Ascomycota, Pichiomycetes, Serinales, Debaryomycetaceae. The transcript has a single exon. The record is from RefSeq and is a predicted model, not a curated record.